AUGGCAAUGGUAGUUAGCAGCUGGCGAGAUCCGCAGGAAGACGUGGCCGGGGGCAACCCGAGCGGCCCCAACCCAGCAGCUCAGCCGGCCCGGGAUCAGCAGCAGCAAGCGGCCUCGGCGGCCCCGCACACCCCGCAGACCCCUAGCCAGCCGGGACCCCCUUCCACCCCGGGCACAGCCGGGGACAAGGGCCAGAGCCAGCAGGGCUCGGGCCAGAGCCAGCAGCACAUCGAGUGCGUGGUUUGCGGGGACAAAUCCAGCGGCAAACACUACGGCCAAUUCACCUGCGAGGGCUGCAAAAGUUUCUUCAAGAGGAGCGUCCGCAGGAACUUAACUUACACAUGUCGUGCCAACAGGAACUGUCCCAUCGACCAGCACCACCGCAACCAGUGCCAGUACUGCCGCCUCAAGAAGUGCCUCAAAGUGGGCAUGAGGCGGGAAGCGGUUCAGCGAGGAAGAAUGCCUCCAACCCAGCCGAACCCAGGCCAGUACGCGCUGACCAACGGGGACCCUCUGAACGGCCACUGCUAUCUGUCGGGAUACAUCUCGCUGCUGCUGCGGGCCGAGCCCUACCCCACCUCGCGCUACGGCAGCCAGUGCAUGCAGCCCAACAACAUCAUGGGCAUCGAGAACAUCUGCGAGCUGGCCGCCCGCCUGCUCUUCAGCGCCGUCGAGUGGGCCCGCAACAUCCCCUUCUUCCCCGACCUGCAGAUCACCGACCAGGUGGCCCUGCUGCGGCUCACUUGGAGCGAGCUGUUUGUGCUCAACGCGGCGCAGUGCUCCAUGCCCCUGCAUGUGGCCCCUCUGCUGGCCGCCGCCGGCCUGCACGCCUCGCCCAUGUCCGCCGACCGGGUGGUGGCCUUCAUGGACCACAUCCGCAUCUUCCAGGAGCAGGUGGAGAAACUCAAGGCCCUGCACGUCGACUCGGCGGAGUACAGCUGCCUCAAAGCCAUCGUCCUCUUCACAUCAGAUGCCUGUGGCCUGUCAGAUGCUGCCCAUAUCGAGAGCCUGCAAGAGAAAUCUCAAUGCGCCCUGGAGGAAUAUGUGAGGAGCCAGUACCCCAACCAGCCGAGUCGCUUCGGCAAACUGCUCCUGAGGCUGCCUUCCCUGCGCACCGUCUCGUCCUCAGUCAUCGAGCAGCUCUUCUUCGUCCGUUUGGUAGGUAAAACCCCCAUUGAAACCCUCAUCAGAGAUAUGUUACUGUCUGGGAGCAGCUUCAACUGGCCUUACAUGUCUAUCCAGUGUUCCUAG
This is a messenger RNA of Emys orbicularis (European pond turtle), 1251 nucleotides long. It is a transcript of the gene NR2F1, whose product is annotated as nuclear receptor subfamily 2 group F member 1. Gene Ontology annotation, biological process: anatomical structure development; negative regulation of transcription by RNA polymerase II; positive regulation of transcription by RNA polymerase II. Gene Ontology annotation, molecular function: RNA polymerase II cis-regulatory region sequence-specific DNA binding; zinc ion binding; nuclear receptor activity. The transcript is spliced from 3 exons. The coding region runs from base 1 to 1251 and encodes 416 amino acids. The record is from RefSeq and is a predicted model, not a curated record. NCBI's taxonomy places the organism in Eukaryota, Metazoa, Chordata, Testudines, Emydidae.